Messenger RNA from Oncorhynchus kisutch (coho salmon), 2055 nucleotides. RefSeq names its product dnaJ homolog subfamily B member 6. Gene Ontology annotation, molecular function: Hsp70 protein binding. The record is from RefSeq and is a predicted model, not a curated record. The transcript has 10 exons. NCBI's taxonomy places the organism in Eukaryota, Metazoa, Chordata, Actinopteri, Salmoniformes, Salmonidae. Bases 301 to 1317 code for a protein of 338 amino acids.
GUGACGUGGUCAUGUGGAGAUAUACCAAGAGACGGGCGAGGUGUUGAGGCAGGGGGACUGCGGCGUUAUGGUGCGGGCCAGGCCACAGAGGAAUACGGGCAACGAAUUCACUAUAGGAGCCUUUAGACAUUCUGAAAUACUGUAUAAUUCUUCCGUGGACAGUUGGACCCACCUCUGUUCGCCUGUCUCGAAGCUCUCCAUAAUCGUUAAUUUCCCAUUUUCAAUUAAGAAGAAAGAUUGAGACACCGACAGCAGUUGCUGGUACUCCUAAAAAGUUGCAGUGGGGGGAGUGAAGAAGACAUGACGGAUUAUUAUGAUGUUCUGGGAGUGUCACGAAGCGCCUCUCCAGAGGACGUGAAGAAGGCGUACAGGAAACAGGCUUUGCGAUGGCAUCCGGACAAGAACCCAGACAACAAGGAGGAGGCAGAGAGGAAGUUUAAGGAGCUGGCUGAGGCCUAUGAAGUUCUGUCAGACCGGAGAAAACGAGAGGCGUAUGAUACUUAUGGCAAAGACCGAAUUCCCAACAACACAGGCUCCAGUAGCCAUCCCACUCCAGAAGACUUCCCAGGAUUCACCUUUACAUUCCGGAGUCCUGAGGAAGUGUUUCAAGAAUUCUUUGGAGCCCAGGAUCCUUUUGCAAAUUUCUUCGAUGACUUUGCCUUCGGAGGAGGGAUGCACAGUGGCUUCCAUGGACAUCCUGGCACUUCGAGGCUCGGCCCAAGCCGGUUUUUCUCCUUCCCCUCUGCUGGAGUGCACGACUUCACCUCUUCCUCGUCCUCCAUGGCUGGAAUGGAUUGGAUGGACAGCAUCGGAGGAGGGAUGGGAAAUUUCAAGUCUGUCUCCACCUCUACGCGUGUCAUCAACGGCAAACGCACCGCCACCAAGAAGAUCAAAGAAAACGGUCAGGAGAGAACAGAGAUCGAGGAAGACGGGGUCUUGAAGACGGUGCUCAUCAAUGGUGUGGAGGAUGAGUUGGCCUUGGCUCUGGAGCUCAGCAAGAGAGACCACCUGCCCCCUAGUCAACCCUCACAGACGCCCAGGCAACACCUUCAGCAGCAGGCAGAGAGGGCGUUACCUGUGGAGCUCCAGACCCAUCCACACCGACCCGUCUCCGGACCCCGGUCUAUGGCCCAGCGCUCCUUCAGCUCAGCCCCCUACUUCCACUACCCUGACGUCCCCAGGGAGGAAGAGGAUGAUGAUGAAGAUCUCCAGAUGGCCCUGGCCUACAGCCUGUCUGAGAUGGAGGCCCAGCAGAGAGCGUCGGCUUCAGCACCAGACGUCAUCUCAGACUCACACUUCCAGGCCUUCACGGGCUGAUCUGAUUGUCCGUUGCCCGUCUGACCCCUGACCUCUGAGCCUGAGGUAAAGCCCAAACAAAACAGUCUCCUCCUCCAUCAUCUGCUCCUCCCACCUCCACUGUUGCAUCAUCCAACCCUUCAUCCCAUCCUGCCCCCCGUCACCCCUAGAACACCACUAAACUCUGGGUCCCACCAGCAACCCAUCUGUUUACUCUCCAAACCACGACGUACCCUGCGUUUUUCCCUCCAAUACUCCCCGUAGUAGAAGACCUGAGUAGUAGACCUCUGGUUAUCACAAGAGAACAUAGAGGAUAUAGAAGAGAACGUACAACUGUUUUUUUUGCUGUGUUUACAGUAGGAUGUAGGGAAGUUAAUAUAACUUAUUCAAUAGUGAGAAUGGGUGAACCUUGGAGAGGGAGGCAGGAUGAAUAGAUUGGGGGUAGAUGUCGGGGUUUGAUUACAGGAUAGCUAGUAGCUAGUUAACCGAGGAUGAACAGGAUAGCAAGUAGCUAGUUAACCGAGGAUGAACAGGAUAGCUAGUAGCUAGUUAACCGAGGAUGAACAGGAUAGCUAGUAACUAGUUAUCCAAGGUUGAACAGGAUAGCUAGUAGCUAGUUAACUGAGGAUGAACAGGAUAGCUAGUAGCUAGUUAACCCAAGAUAAACAGGAUAGCUACGAGCUAGUUAACUGAGGAUGAACAGGAUAGCUACUAGCUAGUUAACUGAGGAUGAACAGGAUAGCUAGUAGCUAGUUAACC